Nanorana parkeri is the source of this 2540-nucleotide messenger RNA. RefSeq names its product c-Maf inducing protein (gene CMIP). Gene Ontology annotation, cellular component: nucleoplasm; cytosol. Bases 68 to 2482 code for a protein of 804 amino acids. The record is from RefSeq and is a predicted model, not a curated record. Lineage: Eukaryota; Metazoa; Chordata; Amphibia; Anura; Dicroglossidae. The transcript has 22 exons.
UGGAUUGUCGGGGUUUGGAGGGGGGUGGUGGGGGGGGAGUUGAAGCUCGUCUCCUUCACUAGUUGCUAUGGAUUUUACCAGCAGCUCAUGUGGGGGCAGCGAUCACAGACAGAUAGAGGAGAACAAACCACUGCUGGGGGAGAUGUCUGCUCCGGAGGGGGGCAAGAUGGGUGCUGUGCCCUGCAGGAGGACCCUGGUGCACUUCAAUGGCAUGAGGUAUAAACUGCUGCAAGAGGGGGACAUCCAGGUCUGUGUCAUCAGACACCCCAGGACCUUCCUGAGCAAGAUCCUCACCUCCAAAUUCCUAAGGAGAUGGGAGCCCCACCACCUGAGCCUGGCAGAUAACAGCCUCACCUCUGCUACACCUACUGGGUACAUGGAGAAUAGCAUGCCAUACAGCUCUAUUGAGGAUGUCCAGCUUCUGUCCUGGGAGAAUGCUCCAAAAUACUGUUUACAGCUAACUUUUCCCGGAGGAACAGUCCUACUCCAGGCUGCAAACAGCUAUCUGAGAGAUCAGUGGUUUCACUCCUUGCAGUGGAAGAAAAAGAUCUAUAAGUACAAAAAAGUUCUGAGUAAUCCAAAUCGCUGGGAAGUGGUACUGAAGGAGAUCAGGACCUUGGUGGACAUGGCGUUGACUUCCCCUCUGCAAGAUGAUUCUAUCUACCAGGCACCACUAGAAAUUGUCUCCAAGUUACUCUCGGAGAAUAGUAAUCUAACCACUCAGGAGCAUGAAAGUAUCAUUGUGGCUAUUGCUCCUCUUUUGGAAAACAACCACCCUCCUCCUGAUCUCUGUGAAUUCUUUUGCAAGCACUGUAGAGAGCGUCCUCGUUCCAUGGUGGUCAUUGAGGUCUUUACCCCAGUCGUACAGAGAAUCCUCAAGCACAACAUGAUGUACUGGAUCUCUUUUACCGGCUUGGAUACCUCUCUCUAUCUGCUGGUGGAGGUUGGAAAACACCUGCAUAUGCAGGAUUUUGGGAAGUGUCCUCGUUUAAGGCUGUUUACUCAGGAGUACAUACUGGCUUUGAAUGAAUUGAACGCAGGAAUGGAAGUGGUGAAGAAAUUCAUACACAGCAUGCAUGGGCCCACUGCAAACUGUCCUCACCCCAGGGUCUUACCAAACCUUGUGGCCGUGUGUCUAGCUGCCAUUUAUUCCUGCUAUGAAGAAUUCAUCAACAGCCGAGACAAUUCACCAAGCUUAAAAGAAAUCCGUAAUGGCUGCCAGCAGCAGUGUGACCGCAAACCCAACAUACCCUUACGGCUUCUUCACACCAAUCCUGACCUGGUCUCCCAAGAGGUCACAUCGGCGGAGUCCCGACACAAGUCAGUCAUCGUCACAUCAAAUGAGAUACACGUGGAGGUGGAGCGCAAUAAUACAGUGAAUCAGAAGCUGAAGGCAAACACUGGCAAUGAUAGUGAACCCAACCUGAUUGACUGUCUUCUCAUCAGCCCAGCCUGCAGCACCAUGAGCAUUGAGCUAAGCCCACAGGCCGAGCGAGUGUUGGGCUGCUACGUGGAAAUCCUAAAGAUGCUGUCUGAUUAUGAUGACUGGAGGCCAGCUCUGGCAAGUCUGCUGCAACCCAUCCCAUUUCCCAAAGAAGCUCUUGCCCAUGAAACAUUCACAAAGGAGCUGAAAUACGUCAUUCAGAGAUUUGCAGAGGACCCCAGGCAAGAGGUUCACUCAUGUCUCUUGAGCGUCAGAGCUGGGAAGGAUGGCUGGUUCCAGCUUUAUAGCCCAGGGGGUGUCGCCUGCGAUGACGAUGGAGAACUGUUUGCCAGUAUGGUACGUGUCUGCAAUAAUGUUCACAUUUUGAUGGGCUCCUGUUAUAAAACCAAGAAAUUUCUCCUGUCGCUGGCAGAGAAUAAGUUGGGGCCAUGCAUGUUGCUUGCCUUGCGAGGAAACCAGACCAUGGUGGAGAUCCUUUGUCUGAUGCUGGAAUACAACAUCAUAGAAAACAAUGACACACAGCUGCAGAUCAUAUCUACCCUGGAGAGUACAGAUGUAGGAAAGAAAAUGUACGAGCAGCUUUGCGACAGACAGCGGGAACUGAAGGAGCUGCAAAGAAAAGGAGGUCCCACUCGCCUAACACUGCCAUCCAAGUCCACAGAUGCUGAUUUAGCCAGGUUACUGAGCUCCGGCUCAUUCGGAAACCUAGAAAACCUUAGUCUGGCCUUCACCAAUGUAACGAGUGCCUGUGCUGAGCAACUCAUCAAGCUGCCUUCACUCAAACAGCUCAACCUGUGGUCAACUCAGUUUGGAGAUGCUGGGUUGCGGGUUUUAUCUGAACACCUCACUGCGCUGCAAGUUCUCAACCUGUGUGAAACCCCCGUCACAGAUGCUGGGCUGCUGGCACUGAGCUCUAUGAAGAGCCUCUGCAGCCUAAACAUGAACAGCACCAAACUGUCAGCGGACACUUAUGAGGAUCUUAAGGCAAAGCUGCCGAACCUUAAAGAGGUGGACGUCCGUUACACAGAAGCCUGGUGACUUCCCACCGAUCACCGAAGGAGGACACGUCGCCGAGUCUUUACGGCUAAAUGAGAAA